UUUCGGCUUUUUCCGGCGACUGCCGAAGCGGAUAAGCUUGACGACGACGGCUCUUUCGGCUCAUUUCGGAGACAGCCAUUACUAACGGAGUUGAUGACUUUUUAUUACGUGAUUAAAAACACGUAGGGGCGUUUUACAGAACUGCUGCUCCUUUGGAGAUAUUUAAGCUCCAGAUUCAAGCUUUUUUUUUUUUUUUUAAAAAACUAAAACCUCGGAAGCGAGCCUGGGCUGGAGAAGGAGGGCGCUAGCAGUACGUGGAGCUGAAUUUCAAAUUACGUAACAGUUAAGGCAGCCAUUACUGACCAGUUGUACGGUACUCUCAAGCAGGAAUUCGUAAACCAUGAAGAAUAUGAGGGAAAAGGAGCAGUUCCGCAAACUGUUUAUUGGUGGCUUAAGCUUUGAAACAACAGAGGAAAGCUUGAGGAGUUAUUAUGAGCAAUGGGGAAAGCUUACAGACUGUGUGGUAAUGAGGGAUCCUGCAAGCAAAAGAUCCAGGGGGUUUGGUUUUGUAACAUUCUCCUCCAUGGCUGAAGUUGAUGCAGCCAUGGCUGCAAGACCUCAUACAAUUGAUGGAAGGGUGGUUGAGCCUAAGAGAGCUGUGGCUAGAGAGGAAUCUGGAAAACCUGGUGCUCAUGUUACUGUGAAAAAACUGUUUGUUGGUGGUAUUAAAGAGGACACAGAAGAGCACCACCUUCGUGACUACUUUGAGGAAUAUGGAAAAAUCGACACUAUUGAAAUAAUUACUGACAGACAGUCUGGUAAAAAGAGAGGGUUUGGAUUUGUUACAUUUGAUGACCAUGAUCCCGUGGAUAAAAUUGUGU
Pterocles gutturalis (yellow-throated sandgrouse) is the source of this 821-nucleotide messenger RNA. RefSeq names its product heterogeneous nuclear ribonucleoproteins A2/B1-like. NCBI's taxonomy places the organism in Eukaryota, Metazoa, Chordata, Aves, Pterocliformes, Pteroclidae. The record is from RefSeq and is a predicted model, not a curated record. The annotation marks the transcript as partial. The transcript is spliced from 4 exons. Gene Ontology annotation, molecular function: RNA binding.